This is a messenger RNA of Musa acuminata AAA Group (dessert banana), 1999 nucleotides long. Its product is annotated as C-type lectin receptor-like tyrosine-protein kinase At1g52310. The transcript is spliced from 4 exons. The record is from RefSeq and is a predicted model, not a curated record. NCBI's taxonomy places the organism in Eukaryota, Viridiplantae, Streptophyta, Magnoliopsida, Zingiberales, Musaceae. Gene Ontology annotation, molecular function: ATP binding; protein tyrosine kinase activity. Bases 151 to 1818 code for a protein of 555 amino acids. Gene Ontology annotation, biological process: protein phosphorylation.
CAUAGAUCGGCAAACGCGGAGGGGGAGGAGGAAGAGGACGAUGAAGUGGAGACGAAGGAUCUAAAGAUCCGUUUCCUUCACUACCUCUCAUACUUGAUUACAUCCGUCUCUUGCUCUUGCCAUCAAUUCCUACAGGUUUCGUGUCCUGCUAUGGCGAGGGGAGGAGGUGUCUUCCGCGCCUCAUGCCUCAUCUGCAUCUUCCUCGCCGCCUCGAUCUGUUGCAUCUCAGCUCAAGACUCAGCAUUUUGCCCAUCUGGUUGGUAUGUCGGUCCCAAUAAGAACAAAUGCUUCAUACAUAUAGCAAGUUCCCUUUCAUGGAUCAAGUCAGAGAAACUCUGUCAGAGUCAUAAUGGUCAUUUGGCUGCCCUCACUUCGGCUCAGGAAUUGAGUCUUGCACAGAGCCUAUGUGCCGGAAGCAGCACUGGAUGUUGGGUUGGAGGCCGUGGUUAUAAUUCUACGUUAGGGUUUGGUUGGAAAUGGUCUGACAACACGUCAAGUUGGAAUGAAUCAGUUUUCCCUGGUGAACCUUUUCAUGUUAAUUGUACGGGAGCUUCAUGCAACAGCAUUAGCCCAACUGAUUCAUGUACUUUGGUAACUAGUGGCCAUGUUGCUUUCGUCGGUGAAAGAUGCAAUACAUCUCAUGAACUUAUUUGCAUGCUUGGUCGAGAAAGCAAAUGUUCCCACAAGCAUUGCCAUAGGGAGUAUUUUAUCAUCCUUGCAGCUGUAAGUGGAUUAAUUCUUUUCAUCACCCUGGCUCUUGUCAUAUGGCUCCUUGUAUAUAGGCGAAGCAAGAAACGCAGAAGAUCUCGCAAAAUUUCUAGUCCUUCAGCAGCUGCAUUAGUUCCUCCAUCAUGGAAAGUUUUCACCAGUGAAGAGUUGAGAUCAAUUACAAAGAACUUUAGUGAAGGAAAUCGACUUAUUGGGGAUGCCAAAACAGGUGGAACUUAUAGUGGGUUCUUGUCUGAUGGCUCGCGAGUGGCAGUUAAGAGACUAAAGAGGUAUAGCCUUCAAAGGAAGAAGGAAUUCUACUCUGAGGUUGGAAGAGUUGCAAAACUUCACCAUCCUAAUUUGGUGGCAGUUAAAGGUUGUUGCUAUGAUCAUGGUGAUCGCUAUAUUGUUUACAAGUUUGUUGCUAAUGGACCAUUGGAUCGAUGGCUGCACCACAUACCAAGAGGUGGUAGGAACUUGGAUUGGGCUAUGAGAAUCAGAGUUGCCACAACUCUUUCGCAAGGAAUCGCAUUUCUUCAUGACAAGGUGAAGCCACAAGUUGUACACCGUGACAUUCGAGCUAGCAAUGUGCUUCUUGAUGAAGAGUUUGGAUCACAUCUGAUGGGUGUAGGGCUCUCUAAAUUUGUACCUUGGGAAGUGAUGCAUGAAAGGACAAAGAUGGCAGGAACUUAUGGAUAUCUUGCUCCAGAAUUUAUGUAUAGAAAUGAAUUGACAACCAAGAGCGAUGUGUACAGUUUCGGUGUGCUGCUGCUAGAGAUCAUCAGUGGCCGGCGGCCAGGCCAGGCCGUCGAAUCUGUGGGUUGGCAGACAAUAUUUGAGUGGGCGACACCGCUUGUUCAGUCCCAUAGGUAUGUUGAACUCCUCGAUCCACUCAUUUCUGACAUUCCCGAUGAUGGCGUGAUACAAAAGGUGGUGGAUCUUGUGUACGCGUGCACCCAGCAUGUCCCGUCAGUUCGACCACGGAUGUCACAUGUUGUCCACCAACUGCAGCAGUUGGGUCUGAGGGCUGUCUCCGAGCAGCCAAGAAGUGGUACAAGCACCAGCGCAACGUCCCCGAUGUUGCCACUGCAGGUGGAGACACCUCGCUGAGGGUUAUUUGCAUCCAUGGGGGAGCACUAUGUUGUCUUUUACUAGAAGCUGUAUUAGAAGCUGGUGUUAUUAUAUGAUGUGCUUUAGAUUUAAAACUGUUGUUCUGUAUUAAGGUAAUCAUGUCCCAGACGCAGAUUUUAUUAUAAGAACAGAAAAAAAGAAUCAAGCGAAUCUUGCGACA